AUGGGGAAUGACACAUCAAAAGAAAAAUUAAUCAAAGACGGCAAUGAUAUUCCAAAAAAGAAACGAUAUUCAAUCCUACUUCGUUUAUCUGAGACUAAAGCGGAAGAGGAACACAUAGAACUCAAUGAACAAGAACUUCAACAAGUGCGAGAUAUCUACCGUCGUUCAUCUGAUAUGUCGAUUUAUUCUCCUUUUUGUUUUGUACGAUAA
Molecule: messenger RNA, 210 nt
Organism: Rotaria sp. Silwood2
Lineage: Eukaryota; Metazoa; Rotifera; Eurotatoria; Philodinida; Philodinidae
Source: the annotation of a GenBank genome assembly